Molecule: messenger RNA, 10148 nt
Organism: Rhodotorula graminis WP1
Lineage: Eukaryota; Fungi; Basidiomycota; Microbotryomycetes; Sporidiobolales; Sporidiobolaceae
Exons: 23
Coding region: 1-10125 (3374 amino acids)
Biological process (GO): fermentation
Cellular component (GO): membrane
Source: RefSeq, a predicted model, not a curated record
AUGGCGCACAACUCGACCGCGUUCCGCCUGGUCGCGCGAGCAUCUUCAGUCGAUGCCUUGCGAGGCUCGGGCCCGGCGAGCCUGAACUGGCUGUACCUUGUCGAGUGCUUCGUCGUCUUCAUCCUGGUCCUCUUCUACUUCUUCUACAUUCAGCGGGUCCUCGGCAUCGUCGCAUCAUGGGUCCUGCGGCUCUACUUCUGGCGGUCGAGCAACGCCUAUUUCGAGAUCGGCGCGCUCAAGAUCAGCAUCCUCGGUGGACGCAUCCAGUUCAACGACCUGCGCUACAUCAGUCGAAACCAGUCUCUGCGCGUCGUUCGAGGUCACGUCACGUGGAAAUAUUGGCUUCGUCAUGUGCGCUCGGAGGAGGACAAGCCGUCAGAGUCUCGCAAGCCCUGUCGAGUCCAGAUCACCUAUUCCGGCGCCGAGCUCUUCCUGUACAACCGCACGCCGUCGUACGACGCCAUCCUCGAGCAGCUCGGGCUCAAGGAGCAGGACCCGCUCCGCCGCGGGCCGUCCGAGCCGUCCGACUCGUCGUCUACGUCGAGCCCGGCGUCAUCUCUCGACAAGAAGGAGAAGCAGUCGCUGUCGUCAUCGUCGCCGAGGCCGUCCACCGCCGUCUCGUCGAUCGAGCAGGUCCAGGCCGAGCAGGGCGAGAAGGAGCGCGAGCGGCGCAAGCAGGUCGACGAGGGCAAGAAGGACGGCACCAACUGGCUCCUCGAGGCGCUCCCGAUCGCGUUCGAGUGCGGCCGGGGCGCCAUCAUCAUGGGCAACCCGAGCACGCCGUCGAUCCUCAUCGCCGGCUUCGACGGCGCCCAAGGCACCUACUCGGCGGGCAAGGCCCGCUCCAAGCUCGACGACUACAAGGAGGUGCACCACUUCGUCUUUCGCCGGCCCAAGAUCGUGUGGCGCACCAACCCGGACUACAAGGAGGGCAUGGCCGACCACGGUCAGCACCUCAUGGACCGCCUCGACCAGGACAUCCGCCACUUCUCGCUCUCGAGCCUGUUUGCCCGGCCGACCGCCUUCCUCACCCUGCGCGGCUUUCGCGACCUCGUCAUGCGCCGGCCGCACCCUUCCCGCCGCGAGCAGCGACGCGCUCGUCGGUACGGCGAGUCGGAGAAGGAGCAGGCGCAGGGCGUCGACGAGCCGGCGAGGCCGUCGUCGCACGACGGCUGGACGGGCCUCCCGCGGUACCAGACGCCCGAGGACGACGCGAGCGUCGACUCGGACGGCAAGCCGCCUCACGUCGUCGAGUACGCCAAGGUGGCGACGCUCCUCGUGUCGGACGAGAUCGACUUGACGUACUACUCGGACGUCGCAGGCCUCGUUCCCGAGCGCAGCAAGAGCGACUCGCCCGUCGCCGGGCUCGAGACGUACGACGUCGGCAACGGCGGCCUCAGUCCCGAGUGGGGCGUCGACCUCGUCGUGCGCGGUGCCGCCCUCACGUACGGCCCGUGGGCCGACCGCCAGCGCGCCAAGAUCCAGAGCGCGUUCCUCCCGGCGACCUACUUCAACGGCCUCGAGACGCCCAAACUCAAGCCGGGCGAUAAGCGCAUGCACACGGCGCUCAAGGUCUAUGUCGAGUUCAGCGACGGCGCGACGCUGCGGGUCCCGACGCGCGAGUCGUCCAAGGACUGGAAGUACGACUCGCCCAACCCCGAGCACUCGGCCGACCCUGUCGUCCGCAAGUACGGCUGGCUCGACGUCGCGCUCGGGCCCAACUCGACCAUGACCUACUUCCUGCCGAUGGUCGCCACCAAGGCGGGCUACGACACGCUCCUCGAGCUCCACCUCGACGACAUCAGCGCCUCGUCGAGCGUCAACCACGAGACGUUCUUCCACGCCGAGUCGUGCCGGAUCGGGUGCGGCCUGCCGUCGCCGCUCGUGUGGGACGAGAAGCGCACGUGGACCAUCACGACCAAGAUCGCUCGACCCGACAUCUCGCUCUUGCGCGACCACGUCACCCUGUUCACCGACGUCGCGCAGGACUGGACGAGCGGCCCCGCCGGCGACUACGACCACUUUGUCCCGUUCGUCUACAAGAUGGACAUCGAGGUCCGCGACUACGCCAUCCAGCUCUUCCUCAACGACCACAACAUCAUCAGCAACGCGACCGCUCCCGAGGACAACGCCCUCUUGACCCUGAGCGGCCCGGCCCUGGACGCGCACGUCGUCAUCCCGUCCGACGCCUACCGCCAGGAGUGCACCAACUUCCAGUUCACAACCAGCAUCGUCGACCUCGUCCUCUCGAUGAGCUUGCCCGACUGGAACACGCACAGCGCCUUUAUGACUGACCGCACCCGCACCUUCGCCACUGCCGCCGAGCUCAUCCUCGACGGCUCGUACCGCAUCUACGCGCACGCCCACCCGGACAACGUCGAGAAGCUCUCGCUCCGCAUCAAGAAUCGUGACGUCGUGUUCAAGGCGUUCGGCUGGGUCAUUCGGCACCUGUUCAACCUCAAGGAGAACUACUUCGGCAGCUUCACGCACUACGUCACGUUCGACGAGUACAAGCGUCGUCACAGCAGCAACCUGCAGGGCGACCCGCUCGAGCUCAAGUACCGCCCGGGCAAGACGGACGUCUCGGAGGUGUCGGUCCAGUACGAGCUCGAGAACGGCCUGCUCCUUCUUCCUCAAGAAAUCUACGACUGCUCCAAGGCGAUCGUCCUCGCCCUUCCUCAGCUCAGCGUCGACCUGCGCAACCACGACUUCUUCAUGGAGAUGUCCCUCAACGUCGACCCGUUCCGCCUUCUCGAGACGUCUGACACGAUGGCGUUCCUCGAGCAAGACUUUGGGGACAUCCUCGAGCAGCAAGGCGACCUGCUGCGCGUCGACGGCCUCGAGAUUGGCGCCAAUCGCCUGUUCGGCCCUCAGCCUCGGACGGCGACCUACCUGUGCAUCUGGUCGUUCGACAUCGGCGCGAUCGUCGGCAGCGUCCCGCCAUGCUUCGUCCAAAGCCUCGUGCGGGCCGGAGGAGCGGUCGGCCUCACGUUCACCGACAGCGACAACGCGCCCGCUCCCGACUAUGUCGUGCCGGUCGACCCGGACGUCACCGCCCUCACGGUCCAGGUCCGCUCGCUCGACGUCGCCGUUCGAGGCACCGCGACCGCCGUCCAGCUGUACCUCCCGCAAGGCGUCGACCUGCGGUUCGACGACCUCGCCACCGCGCCGUUCCUCAAGCACCUCCGGCUCGAGGUCCCCGAGCUCACGCUCCGGGCCCUCGCCCCCCUGUUCGGCCGCUCGGCGCCCUGGAUGGAGGUCGCCUCGGUCGACGUUGACCUGUCGAUUGUCCUCGGCCUGUCGCACAAUGGCUGGGAGGCCCGUGCGCGCGAGCAGCUCGCGUUCGUCGCGCUCCAGGACGGCCUCACCAAGCGCUGCCCGUUUAUCUACGGCCAAGGAGACAGCUCGUCGUCCCGCAGCGGCAGCCUGUUCCUCCCGGCCAUCGAGGGUCCUGUUCGCUCUUUUCCUCGUGCGCCCGUCCACGUCGGCUCGCCCUCGUCAACCGGCCGCCUCGAGAGCGUCGCCGAGGAAUCCGAGGCCGACCUGACGUCCGACGGGCGCUCUGACCUGGACGACUCGGCAACGUCUGACGACGACGCGCACACGCUCUACACGCGUCUCGCCGGUCGAGACGAGGCGAGCGACCGGUUCAGCGCAUACGGCGUCGUCCUCCAGCUGUGCGAGCGUGCGCCCGAGGCGGCGUUCCUGGAUCGUCCCACCUUUCGGCGGCUGUACAAGAACGGCGCGAGGCGACGAUCACCUCCUGCAACGACUGCCGGGUCGACGAUGGACCGCCUGCGCGACUUUGGGCACUCGAAGCACCCGGACCGCUCCGAGGCGCGCACCUGUAUCGACAUCUCGUCGCAGAAGGGCCUGCGUCUCGUCCUGACGCCUGUCGCUGUAUCGGUCGGGUCCGACGUGCUCGACGGCAUCAACAUCGACACCGACCUCGAACACUGCCUCGACGACCUGUACACCGAGUUCCUCGACUCGCAGCAGACCGUCGCCAAGACGCGCUUCGGCGACCUCGAGGUCAAGGCGUCGCUCCCGCUCGUCCAGGUCGACCUCAUCCAGGACGUCCUGCGCCCCGAGGACACGAUCUCGUUCCGCCAACGCGACAACCGCCACGUCGACGAGCACGCCUCGGCGACCGUGCUCAGCAUCGUCCAGCUCGUCCUGAGCACCAUCUCGCUCGGGUUCCGCCAGCUCGUCGACCAUCACGGCGGCGUCGAGCGCCCACUCGUGCCCACGCCGAGCGCCGUCGUCGAGUUCGAGGUCGACGGCUCGGCAGGCCAAACCCGUCUACUCGUGUUCCACCCGGAGCAGUCGACGAUCCCGGGCUCGACUCGCCGCAGCCACGUCCUUCCUCGGGCAGACGAGCAGGUCCGGGAGCGCCCGACCGCCCUCGACCUCGUCCUCGGGCGCUGCGACGCUCGCGUCGACUACAGCGCGGCGCGCGCGCUCGUCUCGCUCGUUGGCCGCGACGCCCAGCUCGACUUUGUCGACGAGGCGGCCGAGCUCAUCAUCGGCGCCCUGUGGAGCUGGCGCGUCGUCAGCAACAUCAUCCUCCCGAUCAAGCAGCGCGAGGUCGAGCGCGAGAUGUUCCUGCGCCACCUCGUGUACGCCGUCGCCGUCGAGAGCGACUCGGCCGGCGUCACGACCGUCCCGACCUUCCUCAACCGCGUGUCGUACCUCGUCGGCUCGUCGGGCACGCUCCGCGUCGACGACGGGUGGAAGUCGCUCCACAACCUGCGGCACUGCCUGCGCCUCGCCCACGCCGACGUCGCCGACCUCCUCGCUCGUCAGGGCACGUGGCCCGACCAGAGCGAGAUGCGCGACCACUUCCUGCGCAUCCUGCGGCGCCAGUCGGCGUGGGACGUCGACGUCGACGACUUCCAGCACUCGCCGCUCGUCCGCCGGUUCUACGGCUCGAGCGAGGAGGCGGCGCACGAGCUGCACGGCCCGAGCGCGCUCGACUGGGUCCUCGCGCUCCCGAUCGCCGUCGAGUGGAGCACGGGCACGCUCGACGCACGGUUCUGGACCGACUCGGGCACGAGCAACAGCCUCGCCGUCGGCAAGAUCGACGCCUACCUCGCCUCGUCGGGCCUCGACUCGGACCAAGACGAGCUUCGGCUGCGCACCAAGGCGACGCUCGAGGGCAUCGAUGCGCGCGUCGACCGCGACCUGCUCGUCCUCAUCCGCCACAUCCUCGGCGUGCGCAACGUGUUCGAGCGCAAGAUCCAGCGGUUCUCGCGCGACCUCGCCGCCUCGACCGACGCGACCUCGACCUCGACCGCGGCGCCGCCCGAGGACGUCUUUGCGGCGCUGCCCGGCAUCGUCCUCGACGCCUCACUCGCCGUGCGGCACCUCGGCGCCGUUGCCAACGCCGACGAGCUCGAGGCGCAAGCCGUCGUCUCGGACGCGACCACGAGCAUCUUUGCCCGCACGCGCCCGGCGUUCGACGCCGACGGCCUCCUCGACCGCCACCUGAUCGACUUGAGCACGUCGGCCACGAUCGGGAACCUGUCGUUCGCCGCUCGCGAGCGUCGUGCGCACAAGAGCGAGGUCCUCCUGUCGGCCGACCUCGACGGCCCUUCUGCGCUCGUCACGGCACACGGAACGCGCGCGAUGUACGGCGCGAGCUCGGUCGAGACGGUGCACGUCGUCCUCGGCACGCAAGCUGUCCGGUUCAGCGUCCCACGCGACGCCGUCCGGUCGUACGAGUUUGUCGAGAACUGGCGGACGUCGAGCCUGCCCGUCUACGACUCGCUCCUGACCGACCUGCGCGUCGGCCUCGACGACUUGCCGGCGAGUCAAGACGGCGGCUCGGUCCGCGCCCUCGCCAGCGCGAGCCCGUCCUCCCUGUCGAACCUGUUCGAGGCGACCGACGUCAAGGUCCAGGCGGCCGUCUCGCUCGUCGAGCUCACGGCGCAGGCCGUCCCGACCCUCCAGGCGAGCUACGUCGUCCGCAACCUGUCGGCGUUCGCCGACACGAAAGGCUCGCCACAGCCCGACGCCUGGCUCGGCGAGAUCGUCGUCGGCAUGCAGGUCGGCCAGCAGUUGGUCCGCUUCGUCCCCGUCCAGGGCGAGGUGGACCGCCCCGCCGACUCGCCGACCCUGCCCAGCGAGACGUCGUUCGAGCUACCCGUCAUCCGCCUCAGCGGCCGCGCCGACGCGUGUCCGUGCCAGCACGUUAGCGUCCUCACGACCGUCGAGCCCAUCUCGGUCAAGCUCACGGCCGACAUCAUCGACAACGUCCUCACGGUCCAGCGCCACUUUGGCAACGACAUCGACGAGCUCGUGCGCCUCGUUCAGGCCAAGCGCCCGUCGUCGCCCGACGACUCGUGCUCGGUGGCGGUCCCGACAGCCUCGUCGCCGUCGCCUGCGCCGAGCGGCGCCUCCCCGAGCCGGCUCUCGAGCUCGCCGAGCAUCACUUGGGACGCUCGUGUCGCCCUGCGCGGGUUCAAGAUCGCCGUCCAGGGCCCGCAGGCCGUCCAGUGGCUCGAGACCGAGCUCCUCGAGGCCCAGGCGUCGUCGAGUGAGGCGGGCAAGCUGCGGUGGCAGGCGGUCGUCCAGAACCUCGCGCUCUCGCUCGCGCAGCGCCCGGCCCACGACGACGACAACGAGGCCAACGUCGCCCUCGACCCGUCGACCGACCGUCGUUACCGCCUCGCCUUCUUCCGCUUGAACUUGAACGUCAGCAACGCCCACACGGACCUUCCCAACCUCCCCGGCCUCGCCAGCUCGAGCGACCUCGACACGCCGCACCUCCACGUCCGCCUCCCUCGCGUCCAUGCCGUCAUCCAGCCCAACGCGAUCGAGGCGCUCGGCGACCUCGUCGACCACUACGUCCAGGAGAUGGAGGACCGGCGCACGUCGCGCCGGCAGGACAUCGAGGCGCUCCAGACCCGGGUCGUGCAGACGCUCGACAUCAAGGACGACGACAAGGCGAAGCCGUCGUGGCUGUCGACGUGUGUCGUCUCGGUCGAGGCCCAGAGCAUCGGCGUCGCGAUCCCGCUCAGCGACGAGGGCGUCGCCGGCAUCACCGCCGUCCGCGAGAAGCGCCGCCACAAGUCGGCCCAGUCGCGCCCGGCGUUCCUCGUCUCGCUCGCGUCGGUCCAGUUCGGCGCGCAGAAGGGCAGCGCCGGGUGCGCGUGCAUCUCGCGCUUCUCGGCCAACUUUGUCGGCGACUUUGACCAGGGCCGCAAGGAGGACUUUGACGGCGACACGCACCAGUCGCUCAACCGCAUCGUCCUGCCCGACAUGAAGUGCACGCUGCGGUCGCCGCACGGCGAGCCCGUCCUCGUGCACUCGAAGGUGUCGGGCCUCGAGGUCGACCUCGAGCCGACCGUCGUCGCGUUCGCGUUCGCCCUCAUCGACGUCUACCGCCUCAGCCACGAGCGCUUCGCCAAGUUCGCCCCAGAGCUGAGCCCCGGUCUCGGUACCGACACGCCGACUCGACCGAGCCUCUGCCCAACUCGACCGGCUCCGGCGGCGGCCACGCCCGCCGUCCAGGCGACGUUCGAGUUUGCGAGCGGCACGAUCCGCAUGCACUCGCACGUGCAGGUCGCAGGCGGCGGCAAGGACGGCAUCACGCCGCCGACGUCGCCGGGACGGCGGCCCAAGCCGCACCGCCGCGGCAAGUCGCUCGGCGAGUUCGCGACGCUGCGGCACGCGCCGGGCAAGGCGCCGCACGAGACGACGCCGGACGUGUUCCGCCUCCCGGCGCUCUCGAUGUGGGCCGAGUACCGCGACGACGACGACGACCAGGUCGACUCGCGCCUGCACGUCGACUGCGUCAUCCACAAGAGCCACAACACCCUGUACCCGACCCUGCUCCCGUUCGUCUCGGCCGUCGUCCAGCAGGUCAAGGUGCGCGCCCUGCCCGUCGCGACCGCCACGGCGGCGGCUGCCGCUCCCGAGCCGUCGACGCACGACCUGUCGCCCAUCGCCGAGUCGCCGACCUCGCCAAGCAGCACGACGCCUCUCGACGACUUUGCGGCACCCCUCGGCAAGCUGCAGCUCACGAUCAGCCUGCGCAUCGACCAGUCGAAGCUCGAGAUCUCGUGCCUGCCCGCCGCCGAGGUCACGGCCCGCCUGACGUGGGAGAGCGGCGGCUUCUUCUUCUCGACGUCGCCGCAGACCAAGGGCGUCACGUUCGCCGUGUCGGUCGACGGCGUGUCGGCGGGCCUGCGCCACCUGUUCUCGCCCGAGGACUGCCUGAGCCUCGAGGCGAAAGGUCUCGCCGCCUCGCUGUCGUUCGGCGCGCUCGAGGGCGCACACUCGCCGGCGGCGCGCCUCCUGUCGGUCGUCGUCAACCUUCCCAACGUGUCGGCGUCGAUGAACUUUCGCCAUCUGCAAGACUGGCUCUGCCUCAAGGCCGUCUGGAUCGACCGCAUCGACCUCGGCCCUGUCCUGUCGUCCGAGACGCCGACUACGACCGUCCCGACGCCGGCCGCCCCGACCUCGUCGACCUCGUCGAGCGUGACGGCCCUCGUCCGAGCCGAGAUGGGCAGCUUGCGGUUCGCGUGCGACUUUGGCCCGUCGAUCGGCCGCAUCACGUUCGUCGCGCAGCGCAUGGCGAUGCGGUACCGUCAAGCUCCCGAGGUGUCGCGCGAGUUCAGCUUCGAGUUUGAGAGCCUCGAGUCGUCGGGCCAAGGUCGCGCCGGCGGCACCGCCCGAGUCGACGGCCUGCGCUUCUUCAACCGCAUGCGCGAGCAUGACUGCGCGCACGACGUCAUGACGGACGCUACCGACCUGCUCAACCUCCGCAUCGAGCUCGGCAAGAUCGAGGCAACGGUCGAGUACGAGUUCCACCGCAUCCUGGUGCUCGACGGCGACCCCGUCGUCUUCGAGGUGCUCGACGACUGGUCGCACGCCCGCGACCACGACCCGGCCCUGUCGCUGCGCAUCAAGGUCGACGGCGGCACGUUCAGCCUCCUCGGCACGACGGCGACGGUCGCCACCAUCCUCGGCGUCGGCCAACGCAUCGGCGCGCUCGUCGACGAAAAGCGGGCCGCCGCCGACGCCGUCAUCGCCGGCGCCGGCCUGCCCCCUCGCCCGACGUCGGCUAGCAAGGCCGAGAACGCCAUCUCGAGGGUCGCGUCGCGCCUCGGCCAAGACGGCGGCGACGGCGGCAUCGGCCCGGCGUGCCCCGUCCGCAUCGUCAACCACCUCGAGUUCAACGUCGAGGCGAUCCGGCUCGCCAUGUUCCAGGACCGGUGGAACGACGGCGACGUGUACCGCGCCGACGCCGGCAGCGGUAUCCGCGCCAAGCUCGUGCGCGACGUCGACUCGGACCAGCAGGUCCACCGCAACCUGUCGCUGUACCUCGGCUUCUUCUCGAUCCGGCGCGUCGCCCACCGCAAGGUGACGCCGACCGAGGAGGGUCAGUUCGGCGUCGACGAGUGGUACACCCUCCUGCGCAAGUCGAAGGAGACCAACAUCAUGAAGCACGCCGCGACCGACGUCAAGAUGGAGUCGUGGGAGGUGCCCGGCUCGUUCCUCAUCCGCCACCGGUUCGACCUCGCGUUCGGCGGCCAGCUCGACGUCGCCCUCAACUGGGCCCUGUUGCGCAACCUGAGCGCUCUCUCGACCCAGUACCGCCUGCAGAUGGACCGCAUCGCCAACCCGUCGACGAGGAAGAAGAGCGACACCGCGUCGCAGAGCCUCUCGCCGCCGAUGGCGCCCCAGUCGGCCCUGCCUACGACGCCGCCGCCGCUCGAUGGUGCCGCAGCCGACGCCGCCGUUUCGACGGCCACCCUCGAGCGGCCGAGCACAAUCGUCAAGAUGAAGCCGCUCCCGCUCGUCCAGGUCGCCUCCAAGGAGCGGCGCUCUCUCACGUUCGAGGCGAUCGAGAUGCACAUCACCGACCCCAAGUUGACCUUCCUCGGCGACGCUACGCCUCCUCUCGAAUGGCUCGGCCUCCAGCGCUCGCGCUUCCCCGCCGUCAUCCACACGGGCGUCACGGCACCGCUCGAGCAGCUCCUCGUCCUCCUCUCGUCGACCUACGGCAGCCAGCUCGCGCGAAACAAGUUCAGCGGUCGCCGCGCCGGCAAGGCGGACCGCUCGACCACGACCCCGGCGCCCUCUCCCGGCCUCGUCACGCCUGCUACUCCCACAUAGACCCUGUACGACCCUCCUCUCUG